CGCAUGGAUGCAAAGCAGAUACAUCGUUCCUUGUUUAUGAUAUGAUCUUAGAAUUUCGUUUGAUGAAAGCAGCGAACUUCCAUUCAAUCUUUAUUUCUCGGUCAUCGCUGGUUUGGAAGGGUUUGUAAAGAUCUCAAGAGGCCAUUGGCUAGGAGGAACAACAUGCCGACUGUGGUCCUUCUGGACUCCUCGCUCUCCAUGACACGGCCAGUGUCACUGGAGGGCAGCGAGGAGUUCCAGAGGAAGAAUCUGGCCGUCCACGGCCUCACCAUGCUGUUUGAACACAUGGCCACCAACUACAAACUGGAGUUCACAUCACUGGUGGCCUUCUCGUCCCUGUGGGAACUCUUGGUGCCUUUUACCAGAGAUUACAACACACUGCAGGAGGCCCUGAGUAACCUGGAGGACUAUGACAAGACAUGUCUGGAGGCGGCACUACAGGGGGUCAGCAACAUCAUGCAGCAAGAGUGGGGAAGCGCCUGCCCCUGCCAGGUGGUGCUGGUGACUGACGGUUCGCUGGGCAUUGGCAGAGGAUCUCUGCGCCACUCUCUGCAGACGCUGAAGCAGCGUGCGGAGGACAAGAAGUUUCCCCUGCCAUACCCUUUCCCUUCCAAGCUCUUCAUCAUGUGCAUUGCCAAUGCAGAGGAGCUUCAGGAGACCGAUGCCAUGGACAAUCUGGAGCAGCUGAUCAGUCUGAAUGGGGGAGAGGGACAGAUAUUCACCAUGGAGGGCCCACUCUGUCUAAAGAGUGUUCAGUCCAUGUUCGGGAAGCUGAUAGACCAGGCGUACUCCCCGUUACACGCAGUGUUGCAUUGUGGGAACCUGUCCUCCGACGUCCAGGUGUUCCCUCGGCCAGAGCCAAUGGUGAUGGACGAGGAAGUGGACCCCGUGCCCAAGACCGUCCAGACAGAUAUGGAGAUUGUGGGCUUCAUAGAGAUUGCAGAUAUCGCCAGCCCCCCUGUCAUCUCACGCCACCUGGUGCUGCCCAUUGCUGUCAACAAAGAAGUUGACGAGGUGGGCACAGGAAACACAGAGGAUAUUGACGAGGAGAGCUCGGCCAAUCAGAUGGCGGGAAAGAGCCCCAACUUCUGUGUGCUGCUGCACGGCAGUCUGAAGGUGGAGGGCAUGGUGGCACUAGUGCAAGUGGGACCAGAGUGGUAUGGCAUGCUGUACUCCCAGGCCGACAGCAAGAAGAAAUCCAACCUCAUGAUGUCACUGUUUGAGCCGGGCCCCGAGCCGCUGCCCUGGCUGGGUAAAAUGGCUCAGCUUGGACCCACCUCAGAUGCAGCAGAGAACCCGUAUGGAGAGGAUGACAGCAAGAGCCCCUUCCCCCUGCAGCCUGCGAGCAAGCGCAGCUAUGCCCAGAAUGUCACCGUCUGGAUCAAGGCCAGUGGCCUGCAGACGGACGUGCAGAAGAUCCUGAGAAAUGCCCGGAAACUGCCAGAGAAAACGCAGACUUUCUACAAGGAGCUGAACCGUCUGCGUAAGGCGGCGCUGGCCUUUGGCUUCUGGGAGCUGCUGAAGGGCGUGGCCGAGCUGCUGGAGAGGGAGUGCACCAUGCUGCCUGACUCCGCCCACCCAGACGCCGCAUUCCAGCUCUCCCACGCCGCGCAGCAGCUGCGGCUCGCCAGCAACGCCCAUGCCCCGCAGGCCGCCUUCGACCACAACAUCACCCCCCUGCACACAGACUUCUCCAGCGGGGGAGACCGGAUGUAGCGGAGACCUGGCAGGAGGGGAGUGGGUUUAGGAUGGUAAGGAGGAGAUGGG
This is a messenger RNA of Engraulis encrasicolus (European anchovy), 1767 nucleotides long. RefSeq names its product integrator complex subunit 14 (gene ints14). The transcript is spliced from 12 exons. The coding region runs from base 163 to 1716 and encodes 517 amino acids. The record is from RefSeq and is a predicted model, not a curated record. Gene Ontology annotation, biological process: snRNA 3'-end processing. Gene Ontology annotation, cellular component: integrator complex. NCBI's taxonomy places the organism in Eukaryota, Metazoa, Chordata, Actinopteri, Clupeiformes, Engraulidae.